AUGUCCGUGCCCAUGGCAGAGGGUCGCGCGCGCCCGGCAGCCAGACGGACAGCGGUGAAAUUCUUGUGGUCGCUUUUCCCUCAUGUCGUGCUCAUCCUCUCUCUCAUCGCGUACGCCGUGCUCGGUGCUCUCGUCUUUCAGCUGAUCGAGGGGAACCCGAGAAACGACACGGAAGAUUACCGAAACUUCGUGCGCAAUGUCGUGGCGACCGUGCGCAACCACUCCGAUCAGUCUGAGGAGGUUCUUGUGGGUGCUAUAGAAGAGAAGAUCAGAACAGACUACCAAGCCGUGUGGUCACAGAGUUACACAAAGUGGACCUUUUAUGGCUCGCUCUUCUUCUGCUGCACCGUCUUCACUAGCGUGGGCUAUGGAGAGAUCUACCCAGUGACAGGGAUUGGAAGGGCAGCGUGUAUUAUCUAUGCCAUGGUGGGAAUUCCACUCAUGCUGCUAGUCAUUUCAGAUGUUGGAGACAUUCUGGCAAUGCUUGUCUCCAAUGCUUACCAAAGGUUACACACUUCCUUCAAACGCCUUCACUUUCAGCUGUGGAGUCUCCGCAGAAGUCGAGAAAGUGGCACAAUCCAAAACAGCACCUAUACUCCCUGUCAGGACAUAGCUGUGAGCAAACCACUGGACAUCCGGGAGGUGAUGCUCACCCAGUCAUCCGUUAAGAAAAAGUCCACCCAGUUUAUUAAAAAUGUUGCAAUCUUUGAAAACAUGAUUGCAAGGGAGAGAUUUGGUCAGAACGGACCUUUAACGCGCACAUGCUCUUGCCCCCAGCUUAAUCAGAUGCCACCUGUACCUUCGGGGUUUAAAAUGUGGGACUUUGGUUCUAUUGGCCAAGAAAUGGAGAGCUUGAAUGUGCCUUUCACGCUGAUCCUGCUGCUAGUCUUUGCUUAUAUACUGAGUUGGGCACUGAUCCUACCGCUGUGGGAGACAGAUCUGAGAUGGUUCGAUGCUUUCUACUUCUGCUUCAUAACACUUACAACCAUUGGUUUUGGUGACAUUGUGCCUAAGCACCCCAAGUUUUUCAUGCUGACCUUCCUCUUCAUCAUCACAGGCAUGGCCAUCAUGAGCAUGGCUUUCAAACUGGGCCAGUCACACAUCAUCAGCAGUUACCACCGCUGUAUCCGCUGCCUCAGUUGCCUUGGCGUGGGAAAGAAGCGCAAGUACAAGGUUCAGGACAAUUGAAAAGGGGCAAGAUGCUAAAAAUGUGGAGGGUUCAUGGGUAAAGUCAACAGACGUUAUUAACCAAAGAUUUCUUUAAGUUUUGUUUACUUUUUGUUCAUUUAAACGAUAUUACUGAACUUUCCACAAGCUCCACGGAAAGUUGUAGAUAGAUGUGAUAGACAGUGGAUUUAUUAUAAGUAUUCAUGAUGCAUGAGAGUUGGUUUCCAUUUCAGCUUUUUACAUUUCUCUGUAUGGAAUACUGGAGAUUGUUUAACUAUGAGAUUUGCCAAUGAGUUAAAAUAGACCAAAACAUUGCUGUAUUGUGUUUGGUCACAAGCAAUUUUUUUGGUUUUAACUUUUUUUUUUUUUUACUGUAUUACCAGUCUGUCUUAGCAUAAACAUUUUUUUCCCCAGUAAGUUCCAUAUCUUAUAACUUAGUUAUGUUGAUCUACACUUUCUAAAUCACCUCACUUUAAGAUGUGACUUCUCACAUCAAAUUGUUUAUUACAUGUUUAUUACUGUAUCAGUAAAGUUGCUGGGAUAUGGUCAGUAAGAAUUUGUUUAUAAGGAGUGCCUCAGGGGGAAAAAAACAAAAAUUCUAGUUUUAGAAUAUCUAAAUGAGCAUUCUGUGACAUAGUAAGAAAGAAGGACUCAUUUUGACUCCAGGAUUUCCCUGCUAACCCUAAAAAUAACUUCCCAGCAUCAGAGAUAUAGCAACAACAAAAGUUUGGAGUAACCAGCUUGGAUGGUGUUCAUUACAGUGCUUUAAAUUAAUGUUUAGGAUGAAAACCUUUUCAGCUCUGUUGAAGAGAAGGUAUUUAUCAACUGAUUUUUUUUUCCCAAAAAUAAAGAUUUGAUCAACUUCACCUACUGCACACUAUUGACCAUAGCGCAAAACUAACCUGUUUGAUGACUCGAAUACCUGACUUGACAUGAUGAGUCACCUAUAAAUACCAAAUACUGUUUCAAUACAAUUUAAAAUACUCAUUUUCACCAAAGCCUGUUUCUAAAAUUUUAUCACUUGUGCUGAUGGUCACAGAAGUACAGAGAAUAUAUAACAUAAUGUUCUGAAUUAUUCUUGUUCUUGUUGUGUGAUCAUGACCAACAAUGUUUUAGACCAAACACAGCCAUUGUAAAGUGCUUGAUUAUUUUAUUUAAAACGUUCAUUGUUGGGACCCUGAUAUAUUUUUUUAAACAGCAUAGUAUUUAAAAAUUGCAGGUACCAGACUACAUUGCAUGUUUUCUGACGUGGAGGUCACUUUGCAUGUGCCAAAUAAAUUAAAAUGCUUUUCAGACAUAACAGCGUGAUGAUUAGCAGUGCAAUGUACAAAGCUUGGCUUUCCGAGACUAAGUGUAUGAAUCAUGUGGUCUCAAAUGGUAUG
Messenger RNA from Clarias gariepinus (North African catfish), 2549 nucleotides. It is a transcript of the gene kcnk18, whose product is annotated as potassium channel, subfamily K, member 18. Gene Ontology annotation, biological process: stabilization of membrane potential; potassium ion transmembrane transport. Lineage: Eukaryota; Metazoa; Chordata; Actinopteri; Siluriformes; Clariidae. The record is from RefSeq and is a predicted model, not a curated record. Gene Ontology annotation, molecular function: potassium ion leak channel activity. Gene Ontology annotation, cellular component: membrane. Bases 1 to 1188 code for a protein of 395 amino acids. The transcript is spliced from 3 exons.